AUGGGCGGCCGCAAAGCCCUGAAGCCCGUGGGGGGGCAGGCCAGCAUCAGCGCCUUCUUCAAGCGCAGCAGCGCGGCCGGCAGACCGGACGCGGGGCGCGCUGCGUGCGACAUGACAGACGGAAACAAUGCUAUUGAGACAGCAGUGGAGAAACGGGCCGCCCCGACGCCGCCAACGGCGCCCGUCGCGAAGCGCCGGCAAACGAGUGACGGCCCGCUGCUCACAAGUGUCCUUGAGGCGGAGGCGGGGGCCAGGGAGGACCUGGUCGCGACGCCGCGUGCUGCGACCAGACGCGAGCAGCCAACCUUGGAAGAGGACCCUGCCGGCCCGGAACGCCCCGAGGCUCGACCGCGCGCCGCGCCGGAACUGGUAUCUUCACCGGUGGAAGCAGUGGUCGGUUCGCCGCCGCGACUGCGCGCGACUCCGGCCGCGCAGGAGCCAGCAAAAGUGGUUUGCGACGCAACCACACAGGGCCACCGCACGCCGCCGCGUCGGCGCCCCGCGCCGGCGUCGUCCCCCGCGAGGCCCGCGGAUCCGUCCGCGGCCCCGGCGCGGCGCGCCUCACGGCGGCAGGCGCGCUGUCACGACAGUACCCCUCCAGCGCAACCCAUCGGCGCGGCAGCGCCGUCAGGGCCCGCAUCGCAGGAACCGCCGCCGUCGCCUGCAGCCGAGACGCAGCGCCGCGGCGCCGGGGAUGCGCGUCCUUGCGGCGGCGCCGUGGCGGACGAUAAAACGACGCGUAAGAGCUACGAGGCGCUGCGCGCGGAGCGGAUCAAGAGGAACCGCGAGAUCAUGAUCGCGAUGAUCGGCGACGAUCCGGUGCUCAGGAGCGUCAACCGCGCGGCCGCGCGGAAGGCCAAGCCGAAGCCGCGGGCGCCCCGCGCCCCGCUGCCGCCGCGCCGGCAACAACCGCGCCGCGGCUGCGCGGACGCCGCGCCUGCCGCGGAGCGAGCCGCCGAGCCGCCCGAGGACGUCGAGGAGGAGGCGGUCGAGUACGACGACUCCUCCGUGCUGCGGUACACGUGCUCGUCAGCGCCCGCUCGUGCCGACGGCGGCGACGCGGGCUGGGUGGCGAAGCUGUCGCUGCCGGACCGCUUCGACGGCGCCGCGGAGGAGGCGUGCGGCGCGGCGGGCACCCUGCGGGGCUUCCGGGAGGUGCCUUGCUGCUUCACGGACGACCACAUGAAGCGUGCGUACUCAAUAGACCACCAGGGGGGUCUUUUGGCCGCGGGCGGGCACGGCGGGCGGCUCGCGGUGUUCGGCACGCGGGUGCUCGCGGAGGGCUGCGCUCGGGGCGACGAGGACGUCGGUCCGCUCUUGUCUUGCAAGCUUUUCAAGGGCUGGGUGUCGGAGGUCCGGUUCCUGUCGCAGCAGGCAUGCGAGGGGCAGCGGCUGCUGCUGGCGACGUCGAACGACGGGUCGUGCGGCGUGUUCGACGUGAACAAGACGGGCGCGGGCCGGCCGAAGGAGGUGGCGGCCGCGGAGGUGCAUGCGGGGGGGGUGUUUAGCAUGGACGAGGCAGCGAUGCGCGUGGCCACCGCGAGCAAGGACGGCACUGUCAGCGUCGCGGUGGUCGCUGACGACGCGAGCCUGAAGCAGGACGCGGUCUUCGAAGACCUUCACGGGGGCAACGUCGUCAAGUCGGUGCGGUGGCGGGGCCCCGCCGGUGACGUCAUGGCCACAGCCGGCAACGACCACGCAGUCGUGGUCACCGACUCGCGCGGACGCAGCGCCAGCGUGCGCAUCGACGACGCCCACGGAUCCGCAGUGAACUUCGCGGAAUGGCACCCCGCGGACGCCAACGUGCUCGCCACGACGGGCUUCGACGCUGCCGUGAAGAUUUGGGACAUUCGGAACCCGAGCAAACCCACCGCGGAGCUGCUCGGACACUGCCUCGGCAACGGAAGGGUGUCGUCGCUGUACCGCCCGGUCUUCCUCGCCGGCGGCGGCAUCGUGGCGGCCUCGGGCGAGAAGUCGCAGGCCCUCUCGCUGUACAGCCUUUCUACCGGCAAGGCCGUGAGCCGCGGGGCGCUCGGGUUCCAGCCAACGGCGAUACUGGGCUUCCCGAUGCAGCCCGCCGCGCCGCUCGUGCUCGCGACCACGAAGGCGCUGCAAGUCUACCUUCCAGACCACAACGACAACCACUAA
This is a messenger RNA of Pedinophyceae sp. YPF-701, 2148 nucleotides long. Lineage: Eukaryota; Viridiplantae; Chlorophyta; Pedinophyceae. The record is from the annotation of a GenBank genome assembly.